AUGGAGAGCCCAUUUGUGUAGAUAAAUCGCAGCCGUCGGAUUAUUCCCCAAUCAAGAUCGACGGACGAGGAUUCAUGAGCAGAUUAUCCGAACUGUCGGCCCCCUGCUCUUUAACUACCACCAACCGUCCGGUCAGUCGGCCAGAAAUGGCGACGGCGCCGCUGAAGUCGCCGGCGAGUGUCGCCGGAAGGGACGGAGUGUACGUGGCGGCGGUGCCGCUCAGAGCAACGAAAGGACCAGCUCAGCUGCUGGCUUCGGCCGCCUAUUCGCUCAAGCUCUGGGAGUUCCAGCAUUUCAUGGUCAUCGUCAGAACCUCCUCGCCACCAUCCGAUUCUCAGGCAUGUGUGUUUGAUUUUCAACCUGAAGACCCUGAAAAUGUGUACGUGGCGCUUGCAGCCUUGUCAGGUAGAUCAAUUCCAGGAACUGUUCUCAAAAGAAAGUUGACAAAGCUACCGAAAGAAAGGUGCUGGUUUGUGGGAUCAUGUGGAGAGCAUGCUCUGGAUGUUGCAUGUAAAUUCAGCAACCUCUGGGAGACCGACUUGAAAAUUGGGCAUCACGAUUGCCGCGAUUAUGCCAAUGGGCUGGUUGAGCACCUUACUGGCGAAAAGGAUGUGCUAAAGCGCUUGAGAAGAAGCUUUGUUGAUCUGGACUAGGGCAUCAAGUUACUGGUUACAUUGUUUUAGCUCUGUAAGUUCAUCUAUGUGCUUGGUACCAAGGAGAACAAAGUUGAACGAAAACUACCAUUGAAAGUGGUAGGCUUAUUAGUAUAGUAGAUUUGAAAGUUCAAUUUUAUUUCUUAUUCCUAAAUUUAAUCAAUUACUUCCCCGCUGUAUUUAUCAAUACGAAAAUUAAUCUUUCAGAUUGCUUUUAUGUUGA
Syzygium oleosum is the source of this 876-nucleotide messenger RNA. RefSeq lists its product as uncharacterized. Lineage: Eukaryota; Viridiplantae; Streptophyta; Magnoliopsida; Myrtales; Myrtaceae. The record is from RefSeq and is a predicted model, not a curated record. The coding region runs from base 75 to 653 and encodes 192 amino acids. The transcript has 4 exons.